AUGCCAUUAUGGACAUUAUGGUACUUACCUAUAUUAUUAAUUAUCAUUAAUAAUUAAAACAUUUUUAAAUAGUAAAUACCAAUUUUUAAUUAUUUGUAUUUAUUGACUGUAUUUCUAUUUUUCCAUACAUUUUUAUUUAUUUCCUAUUUAUUGUUUAAAAUGAGUAAAAUCUGCUGUGUUGUUAACUGUAGUAAUACUUAUAAAAACACUACAAAUGUUAAGUUUUAUAAUUUUCCAAACAAGCCUUACCAGAGUGAAUUAAAGAAGCAAUGGAUUUAUGCAGUUAAACGUUUAGACAAUAAUGGUCAAUUGUGGUAUCCUAGGCCUCAUUCUGUUAUCUGCAGUGAACAUUUUGUUGGUAAUAAACGCUCAAAUGACUCAAAUAGCCCUUCAUACAUACCAUCAUUGUUUCCUGAAGUGUACAAAAAGAAACAAGUUAAUAUUAAACAGCUGAGUGAUAGGUAUAUACGAACAUCAAACCGUCAAGACAAAAAGUUAAAAAUGAUGAUAAAUGAUGUCAAGUCUUCAGAAGUAGAAAUCAUAGAACCACUUCAGUGUGAAAGCUCGAAUUGUGUCUCUAAUGUGGGAAUUCAAGUUAUGUUUGAU
Messenger RNA from Myzus persicae (green peach aphid), 606 nucleotides. Its product is annotated as THAP domain-containing protein 6-like. Gene Ontology annotation, molecular function: sequence-specific DNA binding. Lineage: Eukaryota; Metazoa; Arthropoda; Insecta; Hemiptera; Aphididae. The annotation marks the transcript as partial. The transcript has 3 exons. The record is from RefSeq and is a predicted model, not a curated record.